CCCCCCCUUUCUACACCAUCCUCCUUUACUUGCUCUCUUAUCUCUGUACUGUCUUUCGCUGUCAACUUCAGUCGCUUUAGGUGCCUUCCUGUGUCAUUUUGUUCUAAAGUUCGUGCGUUUAGGGUUUCGGAAGUUAGAUAUGGCGCGCACCAAGCAAACUGCCAGGAAGUCCACUGGAGGCAAGGCGCCCCGGAAGCAGCUGGCGACCAAGGCAGCCCGCAAGUCUGCGCCGGCUACAGGAGGUGUGAAGAAGCCUCAUCGCUACAGGCCCGGGACGGUGGCCCUACGAGAGAUCCGCAAAUACCAGAAGUCGACGGAGCUAUUGAUUCGUAAGCUGCCCUUCCAGCGGUUGGUGCGUGAGAUUGCGCAGGACUUCAAGACAGAUCUCCGAUUCCAAAGCUCCGCGGUGCUGGCCUUGCAAGAGGCGUCGGAGGCGUAUUUGGUUGGUUUGUUUGAGGAUACGAAUCUGUGCGCUAUUCACGCGAAGCGGGUGACCAUCAUGCCAAAGGACAUCCAACUUGCUCGUCGUAUCAGAGGAGAGCGGGCUUGAGGCGGAGGUAGUCCUGUUGAUCUGCGAUGCAAUGGUGUUUGAUAACACCACCACCGUAUCGGAAUUGUGUCGACUCUGUGUUCUAACCCUAGGCUUGUUGCAUUGCUUAGACACUUUCUUAGGGGUAUUUAAGUGGGGGCCAUUACUUACAAAUCUCUGACUUGUGCACCUAAGUGGCCAGUUGUUGGAUGUUGCUACUACGAACGACAUUGAUCUGUAACUCCUAGUACUAACCAGUCGUCGGGAAUCCUAGGAAAUUAAGCGCGCGUCUAAUUGAGCUCAAUUGUAUUAACCAGUUCGCUCGCACAGCCAACCCGCAAGAACACCGUGACUUUUAGCACACAGAGUUCCUGCAAGAUACUUAAGUAAAUGUCAUUAUGAACAAGUCUGUUUAAAAGUGGUACCAUUUCGAUCUACCUAUAACUUUGUGAAAAUACAAUUGUUGAAAUAUCUUCAAAAGUUAA
Molecule: messenger RNA, 1014 nt
Organism: Physcomitrium patens
Lineage: Eukaryota; Viridiplantae; Streptophyta; Bryopsida; Funariales; Funariaceae
Cellular component (GO): nucleosome
Molecular function (GO): protein heterodimerization activity; DNA binding; structural constituent of chromatin
Source: RefSeq, a predicted model, not a curated record